Malania oleifera is the source of this 865-nucleotide messenger RNA. RefSeq names its product organelle RRM domain-containing protein 2, mitochondrial. The record is from RefSeq and is a predicted model, not a curated record. Gene Ontology annotation, molecular function: RNA binding. NCBI's taxonomy places the organism in Eukaryota, Viridiplantae, Streptophyta, Magnoliopsida, Santalales, Ximeniaceae. Bases 176 to 607 code for a protein of 143 amino acids. The transcript is spliced from 3 exons.
GAUCGUUGGAGGGAGUUUAUUAGGGUUUAAGGUCCGUCGACUCUUGUCCCAUUCCAAACCUUCAGGCUUCAAGCCUUUCUCUAUUUACUAUAAAACCCAACCAAAGAGCUAAAAUCCCCGUCUUUCAUAAUCUGCGUCUGGAACCUUCGUUCGCCGCAUUCCGGUCUCCGAUCGGAUGGCUUUUGCUUGCGGUUUUCGUCGCAUCCUGGGUGGAUCUUCUACGGCCUCCACCGUUCUUUGGUCGCAGUUAGCUUCGAACCGUUUCUAUACAACUCUCACUAAUCCAAAGCUCUUUGUGAGCGGCCUUUCAAGAUUGACAACAGAUGAAAGCCUUACAAAUGCAUUUUCCCAAUUUGGGCAGCUCAUGGAAGCUAAAGUCAUAAUGGAUAGAGUCUCUGGAAGAUCGAAGGGAUUUGGUUUUGUCACAUAUGCUACUGUAGAAGAAGCCGAAAAGGCUCGGGAGGGAAUGAAUGCUAAGUCGUUGGAUGGAUGGGUUAUUUUUGUUGAUCCUGCUAAGCCAAGGGAGCCUAGACCCCCACCACAGCCAGAACCAGAGCCUUCUGAAAGUGGAUUCAGAGUAAAUAAGACAAUUGGAUGGUGUGGAUGAUUGCUUUGGAAAGUUCGAUCAAUUUCAUCGUGAUAAAAGAAAAUUGGUCUCUGGUAAUUUAAAUAUAAAUUAGAUUUGGGAACAUGGACUUCAUCCUUUCUUAGACAAAUGAGCAAUUUAUUCGGGCAAUCAGCCAUGUUGUAUUAACUCAUUCAUGAUAGUCCCAUGACACAGUCUUUUAUGUGUCUCUGUAUGUUAUCUAAGUAUGAAAUAACAGUAUGAAAAGGAGAGGAAAAUAUCAAGAAAUUUAUCUUGAAA